Messenger RNA from Alnus glutinosa, 2035 nucleotides. RefSeq lists its product as uncharacterized. Gene Ontology annotation, molecular function: hydrolase activity. The record is from RefSeq and is a predicted model, not a curated record. The transcript is spliced from 13 exons. The coding region runs from base 69 to 1685 and encodes 538 amino acids. NCBI's taxonomy places the organism in Eukaryota, Viridiplantae, Streptophyta, Magnoliopsida, Fagales, Betulaceae. Gene Ontology annotation, cellular component: endoplasmic reticulum. Gene Ontology annotation, biological process: GPI anchor biosynthetic process.
UCUGAUGCGGUAACGGGUAGCCUGUAGCCCCAUUACAAGUCCCAGUCUCAGAACAUCGAAGAAAAAAAAUGGGAGCAAUGAAGCAGAAGGAGUUGACGGUGGUGCUGUGCGUGAUAUGGGCGGUGAGCCUUCUUUACGGCGAGAUGUUGGCGUUCUGGGUGCCCUCUAGCUGGACUUGUUCAUGGCCUCAUCACCAUCUCCGUUCCACCACCCUUUCCAAUUCCACGGACAAUGGAUAUUCAACUGGCUAUGUAAAAGUGGCUGUUCUGACAGAUCCACAGAUCAUGGAUAAAACCUCUCUGGGUCUUGCUCCAAAAUCCCUCACCCUGGAGAUUGCACAAUUUUAUACUGAUUUGUUCAUGCGCAGAGCAUUUUUCGCAUCAAUCCUGCCUUUCAAACCUGAUGUGAUUUUGUUUUUGGGUGAUUAUUUUGAUGGGGGCCCCUAUUUGUCAGAUGAAGAAUGGCAGGAAUCUUAUAGCCGCUUUAAGCAUAUAUUUGGUCUGAAUGCACAAGGAAGAUAUACAAAUAACAAAGUUUAUUACAUUCCUGGAAACCAUGAUAUUGGCUAUGCAAGUCUUCACAAUCAAAGGCCAGAGGUAAUCAGACGCUAUGAAAAAGAAUUUGGGAUCAGAAAUUACCAAUUUACAGUAGGAAAAGUGGAUUUCAUUGCUAUUGAUGCCCAAACUCUGGAUGGUAAACAAGGAAGCGGGCAUCCACAAGAAGAUCUGGCUUCUGUAACCUGGAAUUAUGUCAAGAAUGUCUCCAUGGAUGUUCAAUUGCACCCAAGGGUUUUAAUGACCCAUAUUCCAUUGUACCGACGAGAUUGGACUCAUUGUGGUCCUUACCGUAGUUCCCCAGUCAUCAAUCAGCGGGUCUCUCGUGCUGAUCAUAGUCAGGAAAUAGCGUACCAGAAUUACAUCACCGAGGAAUCAUCAAACCACCUACUGGAAUUAAUCAAACCUGUACUCAUUUUAUCUGGUCACGAUCAUGAUCAGUGCACGGUCACCCAUGAGUCAACAUUUGGGCCUGUAAAGGAGCACACCGUAGGGACCAUUAGUUGGCAGCAGGGAAACUUGUAUCCAUCUUUCAUGCUAUUAUCUGCUAGUAACUUUGCACUUCCAAAUGCAUCCAGUCCAGAAGCAGUCUUCACUCAGUUGUGCUUUCUUCCAAUGCAAACACAUAUCUACAUAUGGUAUCUUUCUCUAUUUGUUGUGACCCUUCUUGCCCUCCUCCUCUGGCCUACAAGCGGCUUGAAUUUUUGGCACCAUUUUAGGGAUUUAAUAGUAAGUUGCAACAUUUUUGGAGAUGGAAGAAAGGAGAAAAAUGAAGAUGAGAUCUGCGAAUAUGAGGAGAUGUGGGAUGCAGAAGGAUCAAUGCAUCUUGUUAAGAAAAUCUCGAAUGCCCCAAGUACUAAUUUAAGUGAAAGGGGUUUGAUAGAAAGCAGGGGUAAUGCAGUGAUACGGCCAACAGCUAAGAAACAUCCUUCUCAGGACACAGAAGUCCCAAUGAAUACGGACUCAAUUAUGGAUGUUGAUUCUACGUGGACAGUACCAGCUAGAACAAGCAAAUCAAAGACAAAGAUUGUGAUCCAAAGAUUUGUGCGGACUUUCCGAAUGCUUACAAUCAUUGCUGCAGUAAAUCUUCCUCUCUACGUCAUGUUAUUAUUCAAAGAUUGGAUCGACUAAUGACAUGAGCACUAUAACAUGGAGCUUUGUCUGCUUCAGUGGUUUCUUACAUCAUGCAUGAAAGGAUACCCAUGCACAAGUGAAGCUCCACAUUUGGGAAUUCAAGAAGGUAUAAUCUUAUACUAAUCUGAACGGUUACAUUGCUGGCAUUAUAUUGAAUGAGCUCUAGAAAGGAUGUGAAGUAGCCAAGUAGGUCAGUGGAAUUCAAGAUGAUAUUAUUAUUCUAGGCAUUGAUCAUUUUGUAGUUUCCUGUCGGUGGCAUGUGAAAAUUUAUAUAAGAUUCAUGCUUAAAGAGGUAGAGAAAGUUGCAAAAGGCCACAUAUGAUCUCUUCUUCAUUGCCAUUGAAACA